UCGCCGAGACCCCGGCGAACAGAAACAGGGGGUGUGGACCGAAACCGCGGCAGAUACCGACACGGAGCCCCUCACAGCUCCCCUCAGACCGGCUACAGAGCCAAGCCUGCGCGCCCCUGUCCUGCCAUGCGCCGUUCUUCACUGUUUUAGAGACUUUCAAUGAGUUCUGCAAGCGUCCUCCACAUCUUCGAGCCCCCAAUGCCGGGUCCAGUCAUGCCAGUGGACGUGGCGGUGCAGCUGUACAUCGCCCACUCCCCGCCCCUUCGCAGCUUCCUCAGCUCCUAUGAAGACUACAGGGCCAGGAGCCGAGCCAAGACCCACUUCAAGCCCCUCCGGCCCUGCCUCAGCACCAAGGCCCAGCUGGAGCCGGCCUGCCUGGGCUGGCAGACUUCCAAAAGCAAAGCCAAGAAGAAGGUGGUGUUCGCCGACUCCAAGGGCAUGUCCCUCACGGCCGUCCACGUCUUCUCCCCGUCCGACAACAAUGACGGCAGGGUCUCGUCCCAGCUGCAGUUCGACCUGGAAGAGCUGGAGAGCGCCACGGCCGCCCUGCGCAUCAGCACGGUCCAGAGCAGGAUCCUGGACUUCCCUCAGCCUGCGGCCGACUACCUGGACUUCCGGAGCCGGCUGAUGAAGAAUUCCGUGUGCUUGGAGAGCUGUACGCUGCAGGAGAGGGCACUGACGGGCACGGUCAAGGUGCGGAACCUGGCCUUCGAGAAAUCUGUGCACGUUCGAAUGACCUUUGACUCUUGGAGGAGCUACCAGGACUUUGAGUGCACGUACAUGAACAACGUCUACGGCUGCCAAGACUUGGACACGUUCUCUUUCGCCCUCGAACUGCCCGUGUACGUGCCGCCUCAGAAUAAAGUGGAGUUUUGCGUCAGUUAUGCCGCUGGUGGCCGGACAUACUGGGACAAUAACGACGGCAGAAAUUACGGACUGGUGGCGAGUGCUUGGAAGCAGGACGAAGAGUGGAAUUCAGCAACAGAGCAGAAGAAAGCGCAAGCUCCCAAGAAGCAGGGCAAGAAGGGAGAGAGGGAAUUUGGUCAGUUCAGCAGGCCCCAAAGCUGGAAUGGACUUUUCCCUGACUGGCAGCGUUGGGGCUGCAUUGAAGCCAGUACCCCCUACUGGUAGCUUGAAGAAAUGCCAUCAGAUACCGCGACUGAAAAUGGGUCGUUGAAUGUACAAUGUAUAGGCCUUCUGCUGAAAAUGAUCACCAUAUCAGUUUUUCCUCUAACCCUUGAGCUGUUCUGCUAGAGAUAAGCUAUAAGUACACUGAUUAUUGCCUAGUAAUGGGUGGAGAGGGAAGAAAAAUUGAAAUCUGAGACGUUUCAUUCAUGUGGAACACGACAAGCAUGUUUUAUUAUAAAACUGGACUCAUUUUUGGCUAAUUACUAAUGGAUAUUUUUCUAAAUGUUCAGCCACUAAUAGUACUGUUGUUGUACUACAGUUCAACGCAUAACUCACCUUGCCUGCAUCUGUUGUGCGCUUUUGUGCCUUGAAGCCAUUUCACAGACAGCUGCAACAGACGUUGGGCUUAGAACUUGAAGAAAACUUCAAUUUAUGCAAUUUGAAUCGCCAGUGAUUUCUAAACGCGUAAAUUCCAAGUUAAAAGCAUGGCAGGAGAGGAAAAGCUGGCCACCGAGAAGAUUUUCCUUCAUAUUGAAGGGUUAAACUCUGAUUGGUGACGAGGUGUUUUAUGACCGAAGAUUGCGCUUCAGUUAUUUCAGCAUCUCUGAAUGAAGGAUUUCACGAGGACUUCAUAAUUUCACUUUGUAGGCAUUUACCUGUCACGUGUCACUGCACCAAAUAAAGACGAAUGUAUAAGCUGUUUAUAGCUGUUGCUCCUCCGCACUGUGGCUCUUCGGUCAGUGUGCUUGCAGCGGGGACUGGAUGCUGCAAAGCCCAUGUGGUUUUACUUCAGUUGUCUUUUGUGAAAGAGCUGUGAGGGUAUUAUGAGAUAUUUAGAUAGGAAGUGCCUUAUUGUGGGUGUGUGGAGUGGAUGCCUACCUGUGUAAAGGUGUAUAUAUAUAUAUAUAUACAUGGUGUAAAUAAAAGAUCAUUAUUUUGUCUGUAAA
Pygocentrus nattereri (red-bellied piranha) is the source of this 2075-nucleotide messenger RNA. RefSeq names its product protein phosphatase 1, regulatory subunit 3Ca (gene ppp1r3ca). The coding region runs from base 160 to 1131 and encodes 323 amino acids. Gene Ontology annotation, molecular function: protein phosphatase 1 binding; glycogen binding. The transcript has 2 exons. Gene Ontology annotation, cellular component: protein phosphatase type 1 complex. Gene Ontology annotation, biological process: regulation of glycogen biosynthetic process. Lineage: Eukaryota; Metazoa; Chordata; Actinopteri; Characiformes; Serrasalmidae. The record is from RefSeq and is a predicted model, not a curated record.